AUGACCUUACAUAGCCUCUACCGGUUUCGGGAACGGACACAGCCGACGAAGACUUAUGAAGCUGAAGUGUGCAACACCUGCGAGAAAGUUUCAGUGAUCAACUGCCGUGGUGUCAUUGGCUGCUUGGUCGAAAUGGCUUUGGCGUCAUUCGUUUUGAAAUUUUUCAUCACUGGUGACUCGUUAGCCAUCGCUGGAUCGACACUGACCGUCCUUUAUACCUUUCAUCAAAUUACCGUUGCGCGCCAUCUUCAAAAGGAACUCAAGAAGAACAAGAGCAAUCGCAACACUCUUGAGGAAACCCGUGUCAGCAAUACGGUUAACAGGUUCCAGCCAGGUCAAAUUCUUGCAGCCAACUUGCUAAUCCUCCACGCCGCUCUGUGGGCCAUCGUCCGUUCCACCCUCCACCUUACCUUCACCAUCAAGCAAGUAAGGAAUCCCGACCCCGAUCCACAGAGAUCCCAACUAUACCCCAUGGAAUGGAACAUGGACCGUAGCGACAUGAAGCACCUCUGGGGUACCAUCCAAACCUUCACCUGGGGAACGUUGCUAUUCACGGCAAUUCCCAUGCUCUGGAUGGUCAAACAAUUCUUCCCCAAAGUCUUCCUGCCCAGAGCGCGCACGCUAUCGCUUCUGUGGAACGUGGUGCUUGUCUUUGUCUUUUCCAUUCUUUGGAUAGUUAACAGCUUCGGGACAACGGCAUCGCAUGGCGUUAGACUUGCCAUGCUGGCGUGGGUCAAUCUCAUCAUGGUCAGUCUUCUUUCGUCCAUGGUCGAGAUCCAGAGACAUGCAACAAGAGCAAAAGUUCAAGAUGUCCCAUUGAUGAAUGGACAAUGGGGCAAGAAGAGGUGCGCCAAGAUGGACCUGAGCCUAGAGGUACUAAAGGUGUUUUGA
Messenger RNA from Neurospora hispaniola, 891 nucleotides. RefSeq lists its product as uncharacterized. NCBI's taxonomy places the organism in Eukaryota, Fungi, Ascomycota, Sordariomycetes, Sordariales, Sordariaceae. The coding region runs from base 1 to 891 and encodes 296 amino acids. The transcript is spliced from 4 exons. The record is from RefSeq and is a predicted model, not a curated record.